Molecule: messenger RNA, 1620 nt
Organism: Colletotrichum siamense
Lineage: Eukaryota; Fungi; Ascomycota; Sordariomycetes; Glomerellales; Glomerellaceae
Product: Lactose permease
Exons: 8
Coding region: 1-1620 (539 amino acids)
Biological process (GO): carbohydrate transport; transmembrane transport
Cellular component (GO): membrane
Molecular function (GO): carbohydrate:proton symporter activity
Source: RefSeq, a predicted model, not a curated record
AUGUCCGCCGAGAAGUCCGACAUGGCGGCCGGCGAACACGUCGCCGAGAGGCCCGGCCCGGCCGGUACUUCGCCAGAGGUCCAUGUCGAUGCCGCCGUCCAGAUCGCCCACGAGUCCCAGGAAGGCCAGUACUCGCCUUGGACAAAGUCCAUGUUCCGUCUUUACGGCAUUCUGAUCAUCGCUUACCUUGGCGGUGCUCUCAACGGCUACGAUGGCUCUCUCAUGGGAGGUCUCAACGGCAUGAAGUCGUACAUGAAUUACUUCAACAAGGAGACGGUCGAUCAGAGCACCGGCAUCAUUUUUGCCAUGUACAACAUCGGCAGUGUCGCCGCCGUCUUCUUCACCGGACCCACGAACGAUUAUCUCGGACGCAGAUGGGGCAUGUUUAUCGGUAGCCUGAUUGUCAUUAUCGGCACCUGCAUCCAGGCCCCCACCAAGACCGCCGGCCAAUUCCUUGCCGGACGUUUCGUUCUAGGAUUCGGCGUCAGCUUCGUUUGCGUCUCCGCUCCCACCUACGUGUCCGAGAUGGCCCACCCAGCGUGGAGAGGAACCAUUACGGGUGUAUACAACUGCACUUGGUAUGUCGGCUCGAUCAUCGCCUCCUGGACCGUUUACGGAUGUUCAUACAUCGAACAUGACGGUGGCUGGCGUAUCCCGAUCUGGAUUCAGAUGGUGACUUCUGGCAUCAUUUGCGUCGGCGUCUUCUUCAUCCCCGAGUCUCCUCGGUGGCUGAUGGCAAACGACAAACAUGAGCAAGCCGCCAAGAUCCUUGCGACCUACCACGGCGAGGGCUCCAUGGAUCACCCUAUCGUGCAGCUCCAGCUCAAGGAAAUGGCACAGCAGAUCCGGACCGACGCGUCUGACAAGAAGUGGUGGGACUACAGCGAGCUUUGGAACACCCACUCGGCUCGUCGCAGACUCAUUUGCGUCUUGGGCAUGGCUGUCUUUGGACAGGUGUCUGGCAACUCGCUGAGCUCCUACUACAUGACCGCUCUGCUAGAGAACGCCGGCAUCGACGACGAGAAGAAGGUUUUGGCAUUGAACGCCAUCAACCCCAUUCUGUGCUUUGGAGCUGCCCUUGCUGGAGCCCGUAUGACGGAUGUCGUCGGUCGCCGGCCCCUCUUGAUCUACUCCAUCAUCUUCUGCUCGUUCUGCUUCGCCAUCAUCACUGGAACCUCGAAGCUUGCCACGGAGGACGCCAGCAACGAAGCCGCUGCCAACACCACGAUCGCUUUCAUUUACAUCUUUGGAAUCGUUUUCAGUUUCGGCUGGACACCGCUUCAGAGCAUGUACAUUGCCGAGACCCUCAACACGGCCACCCGUGCCAAGGGCACUGCCGUCGGCAACUUUGCCAGUGCCGUCGGAAGCACCAUCAUCCAGUACGCCAGUGGGCCCGCCUUCCUUAACAUCAAGUACUACUUCUACAUUGUGUUCAUUUUCUGGGACUUGUUCGAGGCCGUAUUCAUUUACUUCUUCUUCCCCGAGACCAAGGACCGUACUCUGGAGGAAUUGGAGGAGGUUUUCAGUGCUCCCAACCCUGUCAAGAAGAGUUUGGAGAAGCGGUCCGCACAGACCGUGCUGAACACCAUGAACGUGGACGAGAAGUUGGCCGGUGUCUGA